UCAGACUGUGGGCAAGGGGCGAGCAUCCAUUGCCUGUGCCGGAAGUCCUGGUGGACAGUACCAGGGACUUUCUUGGCCUAUCAGAGGCUAAGGCGGCGAAAAAGCGUAAACAAUGCCAGCUGCAGUGAGCUAAAGCCUGGGCAUCUGCUCUUCUGGGUGGUGACAGAGGCCCUAGGGUACUUGUAUGGAUAUGCAGCGGGUGAGCGCUGCCCACGACCUGGCUUUGCCCCAACCUGGUUCCUACUUGAAGUGAGGAGAGGAUUGCUUUUACUGAAGUAUAACCCAGUUUUGAGCUGGAUGGGUGGAGCUCAACCUUGUGCUCUGGGCCUUGGGUCCUUAGCUUGGUAUUUGGAGACCUGAGUAGCAUCGGGAUGAAUUGGGGCAAAACCUCCUGAAAAGAGUGAAGGUGUGGCUCAAGCUGUAGAGCUCCUGCUUUGAACUACUUUUAAUUCCAAGGAAAAACUAUAAGCACAAUGGGAGAUGACAGUGAGUGGUUGAAACUGCCAGUGGAUCAGAAAUGUGAACACAAGUUAUGGAAAGCAAGAUUAAGUGGAUAUGAAGAGGCCCUGAAGAUCUUCCAGAAAAUAAAAGAUGAAAAGAGCCCAGAAUGGUCCAAGUUUUUAGGAUUAAUCAAAAAAUUUGUCACUGAUUCCAAUGCAGUGGUUCAAUUGAAAGGACUAGAAGCUGCACUUGUUUAUGUUGAAAAUGCCCAUGUAGCAGGAAAAACCACAGGAGAAGUUGUAUCAGGUGUUGUAAGUAAAGUGUUCAACCAACCCAAAGCCAAAGCCAAGGAACUGGGCAUAGAGAUCUGUCUCAUGUACAUAGAGAUUGAGAAAGGAGAGGCUGUGCAAGAAGAGCUUCUUAAAGGCCUGGACAAUAAGAACCCCAAGAUCAUAGUGGCCUGUAUAGAGACACUGAGGAAAGCCUUAAGUGAAUUUGGUUCCAAAAUUAUCUUGCUUAAGCCAAUUAUCAAAGUGUUGCCAAAACUCUUUGAGUCUCGAGAGAAGGCUGUUCGAGAUGAAGCCAAACUAAUUGCUGUGGAGAUUUAUAGAUGGAUUCGGGAUGCUCUGAGGCCCCCAUUACAAAAUAUAAAUUCUGUCCAGUUGAAAGAGCUAGAAGAAGAAUGGGUCAAAUUGCCAACAGGUGCUCCUAAACCAAGUCGGUUUCUGCGUUCCCAGCAAGAACUAGAAGCAAAAUUGGAACAACAACAGUCUGCUGGUGGAGAUGCUGAAGGGGGUGGUGAUGAUGGUGAUGAGGUGCCACAGAUAGAUGCUUAUGAGCUUUUGGAAGCAGUAGAGAUCCUUUCCAAACUUCCCAAAGACUUUUAUGACAAAAUUGAGGCAAAAAAAUGGCAAGAGAGAAAAGAAGCCCUGGAGGCUGUAGAAGUACUUGUGAAAAAUCCCAAACUGGAAGCAGGCGAUUAUGCAGAUUUAGUAAAAGCAUUAAAGAAGGUUGUUGGAAAGGACACCAAUGUUAUGUUGGUAGCUUUGGCAGCAAAAUGCCUUACUGGACUGGCUGUUGGGCUAAGGAAGAAAUUUGGACAAUAUGCAGGACAUGUUGUACCAACCAUUUUGGAAAAAUUUAAAGAAAAGAAGCCUCAAGUGGUGCAAGCCCUACAAGAAGCGAUUGAUGCAGUCUUCCUUACUACAACACUACAGAACAUCAGUGAGGACGUUUUAGCAGUAAUGGAUAAUAAAAACCCAACCAUCAAGCAGCAAACAUCUCUUUUUAUUGCAAGAAGCUUCCGUCACUGCACUGCUUCUACCCUGCCAAAGAGUUUGCUAAAGCCCUUUUGUGCUGCUCUACUUAAGCACAUCAAUGAUUCUGCUCCUGAAGUCAGAGAUGCUGCUUUUGAAGCAUUGGGUACGGCUCUGAAGGUGGUUGGUGAAAAAGCAGUAAACCCAUUCUUAGCUGAUGUAGACAAACUCAAACUUGAUAAGAUCAAAGAAUGUUCAGAAAAAGUAGAGUUGGUACAUGGUAAGAAAUCUGGACUUGCAGCUGAAAAGAAGGAAUUCAAGCCUGUGCCUGGAAGGGCCGCUGCUUCAGGGGCUGCAGGAGACAAGGACACAAAGGACGUUUCAGCACCUAAGCCAGGGCCCUUAAAAAAGGCACCUAUUUCUAAGGCUGGUGGGCCAUCUAAGAAAGGGAAAACAGCUGCCCCAGGAGGUGCAGGGAGUAUUGGAACCAAGAAUAAGAAAGGAGUGGAGACCAAAGAAAUUGUGGAACCUGAGCUUUCUAUAGAAGUAUGUGAAGAAAAAGCUUCAGCUGUUCUUCCCCCUACCUGUAUACAGCUUCUAGACAGCAGUAACUGGAAGGAACGGCUAGCUUGUAUGGAAGAGUUCCAAAAGGCUGUUGAACUAAUGGAUCGGACUGAAAUGCCAUGUCAGGCAUUAGUGAGGAUGCUUGCCAAAAAACCUGGAUGGAAAGAAACUAAUUUUCAGGUGAUGCAGAUGAAGCUUCACAUAGUUGCUUUGAUUGCCCAGAAGGGAAAUUUUUCCAAAACUUCAGCUCAGGUUGUAUUAGAUGGCCUCGUAGACAAGAUCGGAGAUGUGAAAUGUGGGAACAAUGCAAAGGAGGCUAUAACAGCAAUAGCUGAAGCUUGUAUGUUGCCGUGGACAGCUGAGCAGGUUAUGUCAAUUGCUUUCUCACAGAAGAAUCCCAAGAAUCAAUCAGAAACUCUGAAUUGGCUAUCAAAUGCAAUAAAAGAAUUUAGUAUUGCUGGGUUGAAUGUCAAAGCCUUCAUUAGCAAUGUGAAGACUGCUCUUGCUGCAACAAACCCAGCUGUGAGGACUUCUGCUAUUACCCUGCUAGGUGUAAUGUAUUUAUUUGUUGGUCCUACUUUGCGAAUGUUCUUUGAGGAUGAGAAACCUGCCCUCCUAUCCCAGAUAGAUGCAGAAUUUGAAAAGAUGCAAGGACAGAAGCCACCAGCUCCAACCAGAGGAAUUUCUAAGCAUAGCACAAGUGGUACAGAUGAAGGAGAAGAUGGAGACGAACCAGAUGAUGGAGGCAAUGAUGUUGUUGAUCUUUUGCCAAGGACAGAGAUCAGUGAUAAAAUUACUUCAGAAUUGGUAUCUAAGAUUGGUGACAAGAAUUGGAAGAUCAGAAAAGAAGGCCUAGAUGAAGUGACAGCCAUUAUCAAUGAAGCAAAAUUUAUCCAACCAAAUAUAGGUGAACUCCCAACUGCCUUGAAGGGUCGACUCAAUGAUUCAAAUAAAAUCUUGGUGCAGCAGACAUUGAAUAUUCUUCAGCAAUUGGCAGUAGCCAUGGGCCCAAACAUCAAGCAACAUGUAAAGAACUUGGGCAUCCCUGUCAUCACAGUCCUUGGAGAUAGCAAGAAUAAUGUUCGAGCUGCUGCCCUAGCAACUGUGAAUGCGUGGGCAGAACAGACUGGCAUGAAGGAAUGGCUGGAGGGAGAAGAUCUUUCUGAAGAACUCAAAAAGGAAAAUCCUUUCUUGAGGCAAGAGCUUCUGGGCUGGCUGGCUGAGAAACUACCUACCCUUCGUUCCACCCCCACAGAUCUUAUCCUUUGUGUUCCCCAUCUUUACUCCUGUCUAGAAGAUCGAAAUGGAGAUGUGCGGAAGAAGGCCCAAGAUGCUUUGCCGUCCUUCAUGAUGCAUUUAGGAUAUGAAAAAAUGGCCAAAGCUACUGGAAAACUAAAGCCAACUUCUAAAGAUCAGGUGUUGGCCAUGCUAGAAAAAGCCAAAGCUAACAUGCCAGCCAAGCCUGCCGCACCUGCUAAAGCAACAUCCAAACCAAUAGGAGGAUCAGCUCCAGCCAAAUUCCAGCCUACAUCAGCACCUGUUGAAGAGUCUGUUUCCAGCACCAUAGAAGCCAAGCCUGAUCUGAAAAAGGCCAAAGCUCCAGGAGUUUCCUCUAAAACAAAGAGUGUACAAGGAAAGAAAGUACCAAGCAAAACCAGCUUAAAGGAAGAUGAAGACAAAUCUGGACCUAUUUUUAUUGUUGUUCCAAAUGGAAAGGAGCAGAGGAUGAAAGAUGAAAAAGGAUUGAAG
Messenger RNA from Castor canadensis (American beaver), 4010 nucleotides. The record is from RefSeq and is a predicted model, not a curated record. Lineage: Eukaryota; Metazoa; Chordata; Mammalia; Rodentia; Castoridae.